This is a messenger RNA of Manis javanica (Malayan pangolin), 7704 nucleotides long. Its product is annotated as interferon-induced very large GTPase 1-like. The record is from RefSeq and is a predicted model, not a curated record. Gene Ontology annotation, molecular function: GTP binding. Lineage: Eukaryota; Metazoa; Chordata; Mammalia; Pholidota; Manidae.
CUGGAGAUGAGUCACCAUCCUACCAGACUCAGGGAAGGAACAUACUCUACCUUCUACAGUCUCUUUCAAGAAAACUGAAGACAGGAGCUUGGCCUCAAGGACUCAGCAAGUGUGAGCAGUGUAUUAUAAACACUCCCAGGGUGUUUAUACUUCAAAGACCUGGCAAUAUUUACAUCUUCACAAGACAGAGAAAGAAUGCAAGUUUAUUCCUAAGAGUUUGAGGGUAUAUACGUCUACUAUCAGAAAUCCAGCCAUGGCCACAGCAGAGCCCACCCCUGAUGAGCCCCUGCCCAGAGACGAAAGGAUGCAAGAUCUUCAAGAGAUGCUGAGAGAAGCAGGGCUGGCAAUUGAGUACUGGCUGCCCAAGCUGCAGGAACACCUGGGUGUGACCUGUGCCCAGGCCUUACAACACCUAGAAGAAAAAGACCUUCAGAAGCUGAAAUCCCAGGCACGAUAUCCCUGGGAGAAGAGAGCCCUGGGGAAGCUCCUUAACCUAUCACAUUCAAAUAGACUUUCAGAGUUACAGGAGUCUCAGGUGGAAAUAAUAAAGAAAAAGAAAAAGCAUGCUCAGCAGGCAUUACAGGAGCUAAGAGACUUGUUGUCAGAAGGGAGACAUCGACAGGAAGAAACAGUAAGAGAAAAAGAGGCACAACUAAGGCAGGCAAUGGAAAUCCCCAAAGAGUACUGGCCACCCCCCGAAAGGUGCCUAAGAGAAGUCAUGGAAAACAUGCAGACACAACUCAACCUCAUGGAUAGGACACUGUCUCACAGACAAAACCUCUCAGAUAGUGAUCUGGUAAGAUGGGCAUCUGGAGGGCUAGCCCUGCAGGGAAUUUACAAAACCAGUUACCAAAAGGACCUUAUGGAGAAGAGAGAGGAGUUGCUUGGUGUCCCCAAAGAGUUCUCAGUCUCUGGCCCUGAGCAGGGCACACGGAUGGAAACAAAGGAGUUUACAUCUUCUCAAGCAGAAUCCAUAUUCAUCCAGACCAUAGAGAAGCUGGGCUUCAGUGCAACUGCUUCAGCAAAGGGUGGAGGUUGUGGAUUUAGCUUAGAAGCUGGUAUGGAUCACAGCAAACAUUCAAAAUCCAAGGAAACCCAACAAUCACAUUCUGAGCACUCUUAUUUCUGCUCAACCAAGUUCAGCUACAUUCCUCUGGCCUCCUUCCAUUUUCCCAUUGAUCAGCUCCAGUUUUCCAAGGGUGCUCUCCAAGAAUUGAAAUGCAUUGAAGACCUGAUGGGCCAGCCAGCAAGCCCAGACAGACUCCCCUUGCUAAGGAACAGGACGGAAGCUUUCUUCCACAGGUUUGGCUCCCAUGCUAACCAGGGCCCUCUGCACCUGGGAGGAAUCUAUUGGUGGAAAGCCAUUUCACAGGGUUUCCAAAGUGAGCAGCUGGCAGAAGUGAAACAACAGUCGGCAGAGGCCCUCAGUAUUUACAUAAGAGGCUGUUACAGUGGAUUUGGAAUGAAAGUUGCUGCAGGUUUGGAUGUGUCUAACUCUCAUUCAAAACCAGUCUCUCAGAGCACAACCUUCUCAAAUCUCCACACCAAAGUCCAAUUAUCUGUGGCCCAGACAGGUGGCCCACCAGAAGCAAAUGGCCUUUUCCAGUGGAAAGCUGGCCUAGUUGCCAGUAAUCAAACCUGGUGUGUCAUUGACCAGGGGUUUCAGCUGGUUCCCAUUUGGGACAUCAUCCUUUCCAGCCACAAAACUGAUUUUAAGCAUCCUUUUCAGAUAGCUAACUUCCUGAAAGACAACUACACUGCUCUGACUGGCCUCCCUGCCCAGAUCAAGAAUGGGGAGGAAUUACUGAGUGCUGGGAGGGAGGCUCGGGUUUUCCUAGAGGAUGUGAAAUCCUGGGAGGUAUCUGAUCCUGAACAGCAGCUUAAAAAACUGUUAAGUUUCAUGCAAAUGUUGAGUCAAAAAGUAAAGAGUUAUGACACUUGGAUUAACAUAUGCCUUACAAAUUGGGAUCUGCAGAAUUUUUUGGUAAACACUGUCAACUUUUGCAAAAAGUCUUCCAUUUAUAAAACUAAAUUUAUUAAAUCUCAGUUGUGUAGCCUUUUGGAUCCUCAUGUCUACAAAGUGACAAAUUUUUCUCAGGCUCAUUCCAUCAUGCAGUGGAUCUUUCAGUCAGAGUCAGAGCAAGAGCAUGUCAAUAUCUCCCAAUUUUCUGAAUUAAUUAAAAUCUUAAAAGAAACCCAGAAUGACCUCAUGGAAGUGAAGGCCAGAUCUGAGUCCCCAGAAACAGUAGAGGAAGCUCAAAGAAAGGCCACUUAUAAGGUCAGCUUGUCUCUUGGCUGCUUCUUGAAUUACCUUCAAGAAACAGAGCAGCCAGACACACAGCUCUUGAUACUUUCUAUUGCAGCUGGUGCAGGAUAUCAUGUGACAAACAAUACUUUUCAGUAUAUCCUGGGAUGUGAUGAGUUAGACUUUCUUCUGGAUGAAAUGCAAACUGCCCAAGAUAAGUACCAGGAACUCAAAAAUAUUUGCAGCUGCAGGGCUCAGGCAUUCCUGGUGCUCACAGGUCUGACAGUGACUGCUGGAGUCACAGCUGUUUCUCCAGAGGAGAAAACACAACGCUUGGCAUUCAUAAAACAUCACAUGGGACAGUCUUUGUCCAAAGAAGUUGUAUAUGUACUCACCAAACUUGGAGCAGAUCAUGACUGGGAAAACCUAGAAGAAGACUUGAGAUUGCUCAUUGGUGGAAAUUAUGAAGUCACAAUCUCUUCAUUGCAAAUGGAUGAGGUGAGAAAACAUUUGCAAAGUAUCUUCCAUGAAAAGAAACAGAGCCACAGCCCACAUGAUAAUGAAAAUAACAAAUGGGAAGUCAUAGAAAAUGAAGCCUUCCUGGAAUUACUCCAGCGUCUAGGCCUAGAACAUUACUACCCAAAAAAAAUGAGCAGAGCCAACUUCCAUCUGAUCUACAAGAUUUCUGUGUAUAACACCCAGCCCAGCUCUGAAAGGGAACUUCCCUUCUACUUCCUGCAAAAGCUACUGAUGCUAGAUUAUGGACUGAGAUACCUGAUCCUCAAAGAUGAUGGAAACACAGAGAAUCAAGUUUAUCUAAGUGCCUCAAAUCAGAAAAAUGAGACUUUUGAUCCAUAUGAAGACAUUUUUGAAGACAGAGUUAGUCCCACUAAUCCUUCAGCCACUACUGCCAGAUCCCCAAUUCACCCUAUGGAUAUUCAGAUGGCAAUUCUUCACUGUGCAGAUGAUUUUGCCAGACAAUAUAUUUUGACCAAACUUUCCAUUUGUCAGUUUGCCCUCCCCCUUCUUGUACCUAAUCCCUGCAAAUCUCAAAUCGAAUUCUCUCUCUGGUCUCUCAGGCAAAUCAGGAGAAGCUGGCAGCAAGCAAGGAAAUUAACAAAAAAGGAGAAGAACAAUUAUAAGAAUCAGCAGAUGUGUUGUGUCUCUACCCCCAUUGUGUCCUUUAUUAGAGUUGGAAAUGGCUUCUCUGCUUCCAAAUCUCAGAUCAUGAACUGUCUUCUCAGUAAACGUAAACAUGAUAUCUUUUUUCAUAGACAUUGCAGAGGGAGCAGCCAAGACUAUCUCUUGAUGGGGGGCGUGGUGGAAAUCUGCUGGUUCUGCCCUGGCGGAGAGGAUGAGGACAGAUUUGGCAACUGCUUGGCCUUCACCAAUCUUCAUGGAAAUGCACAGGAAUAUAAGAAGCAACUCAACUUCCUGCAGGAGGUCUCUUCUCUCAUUGUGGUCCUCAUAUCAACUUCUGAUGACAAUAAAGAAAACCGAAAAAUGGUCCAUGACCUGUGUCAGUCAUCAAAACCUUUGAUCUGUUUGCUUGAUGACAAAGAAAACACCAUGGCUAAUAAUUCUGGUCAAAAAGUAAAAAUUGGGAUCAGGAACAGAAAUCAGGCAGAAUUAACAGAGGAGCUCACAACUACAAUCAGACAUUUGCUCAAGCUCUCUGACACUGCUCUCAGUUUAGAGGAUUGUGCUCAGAUUGCUCGUAAGCAAGGAUUCCUUAUUGAUGAAGACCACAGAGAUUGCAAGGAAGCCAAAGAAAAGGCAGAAAUUCUAAUGAUCCUACUGGGAGAAAUGAAGAUAUCUCAGAUGAAGGAAAAAUUACUACCCCUUCAGGGACAACUGUGGCGCCUUUGGUGUAAAAAGGACAAAGAACUCUAUCAUCUGAGAGAAAAGGGAAAUCGGAGCAUUGAACAACACAAGAGCAGUAUUGAGACAGAUAAACAAAAAAUACGGCAUCAACAAUUGGCCAGAGCCUUUCCUUUCAAUGAAUUAAUGCAAUCUGUCCUUGAAAUUAUCCAAAAACAUUCAGAAACUCACACCAAACUCUACUUCUUACAAUGGCUGAGUAUGUUUUUGGAUAACCUGACUGCAAGACACUUGGAAAAACUGAAUGAAAAGAAAAAGUCUUUGUGGUCACUGAUACAAACAGAAAAGCAAAAGGCGCAAAAGAGCAAUUACCUUAAAAGAUGGCAAAAUGAGAUAGAAGCUAUUUCCACAGAGAUUAGUGAUUGUACCUUGGGAAUUGAGCAACUUCUCAGAGAAGUUGGACAGAUCUAUGAAGCUCUGGAAGAAGUUUCCUCCACAAAAGAUAACCUCUUUCUCUCCCUUCCCCAGAUUGCUGCAGAUCUAAUGAUAUCUGGUGUUCCCAUUGAGCUGAUGGAUGGGGAUGCUUCAUAUGUGCCUCUCAGGUGGGUGGCAGCUAUUUUUGACAAGGUCUCUGAGAAACUUGGAGACAAACGGCUGUUUGUUCUCUCUAUCCUUGGCCUACAGAGCUCAGGGAAGUCCACCCUGCUGAAUGCCCUUUUUGGGCUGCAAUUCACUGUCAGUGCUGGGAGGUGUACCCGGGGGGCCUACAUGCAGCUCCUGAAGGUGGAGGAGACUUUCACAGAGGAACUCGGCUUUGACUUUGUGCUUGUUGUGGACACAGAAGGACUUCGGGCCCCAGAACUGAGCAACAAAUCUCAGAAUCAUGACAAUGAGCUGGCAACCUUUGUCAUUGGACUUGGAAACUUGACUCUAAUCAAUAUUUUUGGGGAAAAUCCAUCAGAAAUGCAAGAUAUUCUACAAAUAGUUGUCCAAGCCUUUUUGAGGAUGAAACAAGUAAAAAUCUCUCCAAGUUGCCUCUUUGUCCAUCAGAAUGUGGGGGAAGUUACAGCUAAAGACCAAACUAUGGAAGGACGAAGGCGACUAGAGCAGAGACUAGAUGAAAUGGCAGCAAUAGCAGCUAAACAAGAGCAGUGCUCAGAUGUAACCCGCUUUAGUGAUGUCAUUAAGUUUGAUGUCAAUACUCACAUCUACUACUUUGCUCACCUCUGGGAUGGCAAUCCCCCAAUGGCACCCCCCAACCCUCGCUACAGCCACAAUGUCCAGGAACUGAAAAGUAGAAUUCUUCUGACUGCCAGAAAGGAAUCUAGAGGAGGUAUCAUGAAGAUAUCAGAAGUAAAAUUCCGAGUUCAAGAUUUGUGGAGAGCCCUGGUUAAUGAGAACUUCAUUUUCAGUUUCAGGAAUACUCGAGAGGUUAUGGCCAUGAGCAAAUUGGAAACCAUGUAUAACUACUGGACCUGGGAGCUGAGGAGUCAUGUGCUGGGCUUGCAGAACCAGUUGAUCAACCAGAUUCAGAAUGGAAAAAUCCAAACAUUCAGAAAAAGCACACUUGAAGCUCCAGUUACAGAAAAAUAUGAAGCUAUCAAGCAAGAACUUGAAAGAUAUUUUAAUGAAGAUCCAGAUAGCGAAAUACUAGUUCAGUGGAGAGCAAAUUUUGAAAAUAAGCUAAUAAUCCUUAAAGAAGUACUUGUUUUAGAUAGCCAAAGAAAAGCCAAUGAACUCAUUAGUUUUAAAAAAAGUCAAGAAAAACUGGAUAACAAAAAGUCAGGUUAUGAAAAGGAGCUACUGGAAAAAAGCCGAACGUUGGCUUUAACUGUAAAGGGCACAAAAUUGAGUGAGGAAGAACUAUAUGAGAAAUUCAAUCAACUUUGGGAAAAAUGGGUCUAUGCUGUAUCUUCAACUCUCCCUCCAGUCACAGAGCCUGACAUUGAUGUAGAUUCUGAAAACAUCCUUUUGGAAUAUUUCAAAAAGGAGACAAACAUGGUGAACAUAUUGAAGAAAAAAUCUGGAGAAAAGUUUCAAAUCAAAUAUGACAAACAUGUCAAAAUGAACAUGAAAUAUUACAUAAUUACAAGGCAAUUAACGGACCAUGACAAAGCAUCCAUAGAUAUGACUACUGGCCGCAUUGUUUCAAGAGUUAAUGAAACUAUUAACAACAUUUGGAUGCAACAGUGUGACUAUAAUCCAAGUAAUUUCCAUGAAAUCCUGAAAAUAAUAGAUGAGGAGGCAAAAUCUGCACCCAAUGAGGAAAGGUACACAUUUACAAGUAAAUAUGAAAUUGACUUAUCAUUGUGUUUGUUCCAAAAAGCAUCAGAGAAUUUUAAGGAGAUGCACAAGGCAUUCAAGAAAGCAAAUGAUCCUGUAAACUACCUGGAAAGCAAAAAAGAUGAUUUCUUCAUGAGUUUUAAGAUCUCUUGUCAAGGAGCAACCUCAAUUAAAACAUUUGUUGAUUUUCUGUGGCACAAACUCACUCCUGCUGUCUCUACCACCAUAUGGAAAAAAAUGGCCCCUAAAAUUGCUGGGGACAUGCGAGCUACCUGCCCUGCAUUCAAUGGAAACAGGGCUAACCUGGAGAAGCACAUUCUUAUCUCUCUGGCAGAAAAAGAAAGUUUUGAUAAUUACUGGCAGUACCUUCAUAAUUCAGAAUCAUUUUUUAGGAAUUACAUUGAAAAACAUAUUAAAAGAUACUGUUCAGACAAAGGAAGUGAAAAAAUAAAGACUUUUUUAAAAAUAAGUUUAGAUGACAUCAAGAAUGCCAUCCUUUCAGCUAUUCAUGAAUCCACAGCAGUAGCUAAAGAUAAGAGCAGCACUGUGUCUGGAUGGUUGGAUUUGUUCUGUGAUCACCUGGGGGCUAACUUGAUCUUUCCACGGAAAGAUUUGAUAAGCAUUGAACACCAGGAGAUAAAAGAUAUUGAGUUUCUCAAAGAAGCCAUGAGUGAAGCUUUGGAUCCUGCAAUGAAGAGAGUAGAACAGAACUGUUUGAGUAUGUCUGUCAAUGAAAUGGUUCCUGAAAUAGAGAAAAUGCUCUCUGAACAUCUCUGUGGCUGCUGGAAACAGUGUCCCUGUUGUAAAGCAAUUUGUACCAACACAAUCCAUAAACACGAAGGAGACCACAGUGUUCCCUUCCACCGUCCUCAGGCUGUCAGUGGAGGGUAUUUAUAUAAAACAGACAACUUUGUCAUUGAUUACUGUACUAAUCUGGUAGCAAGUGAUUGUGUAUUGGUUUUGAGAGAUAACUGUAAAAUCCCAUAUAAGAACUAUCGACAGGCAGGAGGGGAGUAUGCCACAUGGAGCAUCACCCCAGAUUCAUCCACCCAGCCAUACUGGAAAUGGUUUGUCUGUCACUUCAGAUCAAAGCUAGAAGAGAAAUAUCAGAAAAAAUUUAUAAAUAAAGGUAAAAUCCCUGAUGCAUGGACCAAAAUCACAAAGCAGGAUGUGCUUGAUGACUUGAAAAAACAAUAAAACUCAAUGACACAAAAGAGCCCCAAUAUCUGGACAGAAGAGUCACAACACCUGAAUAAUUCUAAAAUACCUCCUCCCUGCAGUGAGAAUCAUCAUCAUUUCCUUCUUUCAAAUGAAACACCUAAAAAUAAAUCAAUUAAUAUUUCAAGAGUUGAAAA